Messenger RNA from Salvelinus sp. IW2-2015, 1291 nucleotides. RefSeq names its product potassium channel subfamily K member 13-like. Gene Ontology annotation, biological process: potassium ion transmembrane transport; stabilization of membrane potential. The transcript is spliced from 3 exons. The coding region runs from base 14 to 1291 and encodes 425 amino acids. Gene Ontology annotation, cellular component: plasma membrane. Gene Ontology annotation, molecular function: potassium ion leak channel activity; outward rectifier potassium channel activity. The record is from RefSeq and is a predicted model, not a curated record. NCBI's taxonomy places the organism in Eukaryota, Metazoa, Chordata, Actinopteri, Salmoniformes, Salmonidae.
AGACAGGCAGUGUAUGUUAGUACGGUGUUGUAUCUGUGCUGGGCUAGCUGCACUCAUGGCUCGUAAACGGAGUGGAGGCUGCUGCCCCCGGCCGCCCCUCAAUGAGGACAAUGCCCGCUUCUGCCUGCUGGCAGGGCUUAUCCUGCUCUACCUGCUGUGUGGGGCGGCUGUGUUCUCAGCCCUGGAGCGCCCCUCCGAGCUCCGUGCCCGCCGCCUCUGGGACCAGCAGCUGGCCAACUUCACCCUGAGUCACCAGGUAAGCCUGGGAGCCUUGCACGCGCUGCUGAGACAGUAUGGAGAGGCCAAUGGGGCUGGGAUCAGAGUGGACGCUCUUAGGCCCCGCUGGGACUUCUCUGGAGCCUUCUACUUUGUCGGCACGGUUGUGUCCACCAUCGGCUUUGGUAUGACCACCCCAGCUACCAUCCCUGGUAAAAUAUUCCUGAUCUUCUACGGCCUCAUUGGCUGUGCCGCCACCAUCCUCUUCUUCAACCUCUUCCUGGAGAGGAUCAUCACCAUGCUAGCCUACAUCAUGCGCUGGUGCCACGAGCGGAGGAUGAGGCGCUCAGGGGUGGGGCCUGUGUCUGGGGACGGGGAGCCCCGCAGAGAGGAGGACAGUCUGGAGGGUUGGAAGCCCUCUGUCUACUACGUGAUGCUGAUCCUGGGAGUGGCGUCUGUGCUGAUUGCCUGCAGCGCCUCCUCUCUGUACUGCUCCAUGGAAGACUGGAGCUACAUGGACUCCCUGUACUUCUGCUUUGUGGCCUUCAGCACUAUCGGCUUCGGGGACCUGGUGAGCAGCCAGAGGGAGCGUUAUGAGGCCCAGGAUGCCUAUCGCCUGGGCAACUGUCUCUUCAUCCUCAUGGGCGUGUGCUGCAUCUACUCCCUGUUCAACGUUAUCUCCAUCAUCAUCAAACAGACUCUCAACUGGAUCCUGACCCAGCUGGCUUGCCCAGGCCGGCGCUGUCCCUGCUCUUGCCCUAAGAGGGGCCUCUGCCGGCGGCGACACCGCUACACAGACGCCUCGGUGGAGACAGUGUGUAACAGCGAGACAGACGCAGGGAUGGGGGUGGACGGGGUCGCUGGAGGCCGGCGUCUCUCUGGGGAGAUGAUCUCGGUGAAUGACUUCACAGCAUCCAAUAAGGUGUCUCUGGCGCUGCUGCAGAAGCAGCUGUGUGAGACGGCCCACCAGGGCCCCCGUCAGAGCCACGUUCCUCGUCACAACGGCUUCUCUGGGGGGGUGGGCGCAUUCGCCAUCAUGAACAACCGCCUGCAGGAGACCAGUGUGGACAGGUAA